AUGGAAAAUGAGAAGGAUAUUGGUUUGCAAUUUGUUAUGGCUAAAAAAAUGUUUAAAUUCAAAUAUAAUCAACCUGGUUCUGUUGAGUCUGAUAUAAAACUUGAUUAUACAUUCGAAAGGCCUAGUAAUACAAGUUCAUUUUAUAAUGAAAGUGAUAAUAUGGAUGAGGCUUUUCAAAAAAUAUCAGGUCCAAUUAGACAGAAAAGUGUUCUAACAAAAAGAAAAUUUACACCAUUUGAUACAUCUAAGCCAUUUCGCAUUCCAUUCAAAUCACCUACUACUAUUAAUGAUAAUGAUUUUUCUGGUGUUCAAAUUAUUGAUAAGGAUCAAGAAAUUUGCUCAAAUAUGGAGACUAAUUCAACCUUUGAAAUAUCUUGA
Messenger RNA from Dentiscutata erythropus, 378 nucleotides. The record is from the annotation of a GenBank genome assembly. Lineage: Eukaryota; Fungi; Glomeromycota; Glomeromycetes; Diversisporales; Gigasporaceae.